AUGGCGUCCCUACACCAGCUGGGUGCUCGCCACAUCCAGAACAUGAGCGAGGCCAAAUCCCUCGAGCCUCAUUGGGGAUACGCAGACCGAGCCGUCCCUUGCACAAACGACAAGGGCUCUUGCGAGUAUCUCGAUCUCGUCUACUAUGCUCACGACCUGGGUAUGCUCUAUACGGGCAUUUUCUGGGGUACCAUCCUCGCCAUCCUCUUCGUCUGGGGUAUCCUCCGACAUGUCGGCCGGCCGUCGGCUCCGCCUACCAUCUCAAAUAUGAACCCCAAGGCCGGUUUCGCCAAGGUUCGUCGCAGCAUCGCUGCCAUGACGCGCAAAUACUUGCUCCCGGACGCUGCUCGUAUCGUCUUUGGCCGCACUACUCGCCUUCAGGUCGUCAUCCUGCUCACGCUUCUGGGCUAUCUGACUAUCUGGACUUUCGUGGGCAUGUCCUAUCGCAAAUGGAUCACUCCCGUCAAGGACAUGCCGGGCACUUACAACACCCGCACGACUCUCGGCCCCUGGUCCGACCGUAUCGGUACUCUAGCGUAUGCCUUGACACCUCUCUCUAUCCUUCUGUCCAGCCGAGAGUCGAUCCUCUCCCUCAUCACUGGCGUCCCUUACCAGAGCUUCAACUUUUUGCACCGAUGGUCGGGCUACAUCAUCUUUAUCCAGAGCGCUCUCCACACCAUUGCUUGGUGCAUCGUCGAGAUUCGCCUGUACCAGCCCCAGCCUUCAGUUGGUCUCGAAUGGAUCGUUCAGACUUACAUGAUUUGGGGCAUUGUGGCCAUGAUUCUGCUCACUCUGCUCGUCCUAGGAAGCACCCCUUGGGGCAUCCGUCUGACAGGCUAUGAGUUUUUCCGCAAGUCUCACUACGUCCUAGCCAUGGUUUACAUCGGUGCUUGCUGGGCUCACUGGAAGGCCCUCAAGUGCUUCCUCCUCCCCGCCCUCCUGUUGUGGUUCGUCGACCGCGGUUUUCGAUUCCUUCGAUCCGCCUAUCUGCACUAUCACCAUCUCCCCAACGGUAGCAUGGGCUUCCGGGCUUCCCAGGCCGUCAUCACCCGUUUCCCCGACCCCGAGCAUGGUGAUAUCCUGCGACUCGACCUUGAGAACAACCAGGACCCAUGGCAAGUUGGCCAGCAUUACUACCUCUGCUUCACCGAGAGCAGCAUCUGGCAGUCCCACCCUUUCACGCCCUUGAAUGCUCCUAUCGUUGAGAAGGGCGUUGUGAAGCACUCUUACAUCAUGCGUGCUAAGAAGGGCGAGACUAAGAAGGUGGCCGAGCUGGCGGCCAAGAAGCUGGAGAACUCUGAGAAGGCAACCACAUCUGUGAUCCUCACUGGUGGAUAUGGUGAAGAGACUAUGGACGAGGUCGCCCCCGACACUAACAUUAUGUGUGUCGCCGGUGGCACUGGUAUCGCCUAUGUGCUCCCCGUGCUCCUCGAACUCGCACGAUCACCCAUCUCCCGAGACCGAAAGAUUGAGCUCGUCUGGGCCAUUCGCCAUGCCGCUGAUGCUGAAUGGGUCCACGAGGAGAUGGAGCUUCUCCAACAGGCCCGAAAGGCCCUGAACCUGAAGAUCCGAGUGUACGCGACACGAGACGCUGGUAGCGGGCCCCUGCCUCGAGAGAAGGACGACAAGGCCGCGACCGACGGCGCCAUGCAGGUUGGCUCAUCAUCAUCGUCGGACGUGGACGAGGACUGCGCGUGCGGCACUGAUGUCCCCGUCGCAAAGAUCGGCCAUGGCACCGUUGACGAGGACCGACACCCCAACCUUCCCAAGCUCGUCAAGGACUUUGUGAGCACUACAGUCAGAGGUCCCACGACCGUUUUCGCCAGCGGCCCUGGAGGCAUGAUCAGCGACCUGCGGACGAUUGUGGCCGGGUGCAACUCCGGCAGUAAGGUAUGGAAGGGCGAGGAGCGAUUCGACGUCAAGCUGGUGUGCGACGACCGACUGGAAUGGUAG
Molecule: messenger RNA, 1953 nt
Organism: Fusarium keratoplasticum
Lineage: Eukaryota; Fungi; Ascomycota; Sordariomycetes; Hypocreales; Nectriaceae
Exons: 1
Coding region: 1-1953 (650 amino acids)
Biological process (GO): iron ion transport; copper ion import; intracellular iron ion homeostasis
Cellular component (GO): plasma membrane
Molecular function (GO): ferric-chelate reductase activity
Source: RefSeq, a predicted model, not a curated record